Messenger RNA from Penicillium digitatum Pd1, 366 nucleotides. RefSeq names its product pentatricopeptide repeat protein. Gene Ontology annotation, molecular function: RNA binding; protein binding. Lineage: Eukaryota; Fungi; Ascomycota; Eurotiomycetes; Eurotiales; Aspergillaceae. The record is from RefSeq and is a predicted model, not a curated record. Gene Ontology annotation, biological process: nuclear-transcribed mRNA catabolic process; mRNA splicing, via spliceosome.
AUGCUGCCUCUCGGUCUUCUUACGGCCGCACAGGGCCAUCCCAUGCUGGUAGAACUCAAGAACGGCGAAACUCUGAAUGGCCACCUGGUUACGUGCGAUAACUUCAUGAACCUCAUUCUGCGCGAGGUAGUGCAGACAAGUCCAGAGGGCGACCGCUUCUUCAGACUACCCGAAGUCUAUAUCCGGGGCAACAACAUUAAAUAUCUACGAGUUCCCGAGGAGAUUGUCGAAAUUGUCAAAGAGCAGCAACAGAACCAAGCACAAGGCCGUCGCGGCGGGCGAGACGGUGAUCGCGGCCGUGGCCGUGGUCGGGGGGGUGGUGGUGGCCGCGGUGGACGUGGCCGGGGACGAGGCGGCCCCAAUUAG